CAUCAUCCUGUUUCCUUUAAACAAUGGCUACAUGUUGUGGUAUUUCUUCUUCUCCUCUAGUUUCAAACACCCUCAUCUCAAAACCUUCACCGAAAUCCGCUCGCCCCGCCUUCUUCGCCCAGCCUAAUUCACGAAUGCGUACCAAACUCGUCCCCAUAAUAAAAGCUCAAUCCCAAAAUGAUCAUAAUAACUCCUCCAUUGAUGUUCAACUAAGUAAUAACACCCAAAACAAAGGUGCCGCGGUUGAAAAACGUCGUCCUUCGUCCUCUUCGUCCUCCAUAUCCCCCUUUGGUUUAUUGGAUCCAUUGUCUCCAAUGAGAACAAUGCGGCAAAUGUUGGACACAAUGGACCGAAUAUUUGAUGAUUCGAUGACAUUUCCUAUGAGGAGCCAAUCGGGUUGGAACAUUCGGGCUCCAUGGGACAUACAAGACGGUGAGAAUGAAAUCAAUAUGAGAUUUGAUGUGCCUGGACUAUCCAAGGAAGAUUUGAAGGUGUAUGUAGAGGAUAACAUGCUUGUUAUCAAAGGAGAACACAAGAAACAAGAGGAAGAACAAAAACAAAAUGAAGGAUGGGCUAGACAGAAUUAUAGUAGCUCGUAUCAGACUCGGAUUGAUUUGCCGGAUAAUUGUGUAAAAGAUAAAAUCAAAGCUGAUUUGAAAAAUGGUGUUCUUUUGAUCUCCAUUCCUAAGGUUAAAGUUGAACGAAAAGUAAUUGAUGUCGAAAUUCAGUAAUUAGUGUGUAAAUUUUACAGUUUUCCUGUGGAGAGAUACUAAUAAGAUGUAAUGAUGUAUUAUCAUGUAUGGAAACCUAAUGGAGUACUUGU
Erigeron canadensis is the source of this 823-nucleotide messenger RNA. RefSeq names its product small heat shock protein, chloroplastic. The coding region runs from base 24 to 731 and encodes 235 amino acids. The record is from RefSeq and is a predicted model, not a curated record. Gene Ontology annotation, biological process: response to heat. The transcript has 2 exons. Lineage: Eukaryota; Viridiplantae; Streptophyta; Magnoliopsida; Asterales; Asteraceae.